Messenger RNA from Mercenaria mercenaria, 4436 nucleotides. RefSeq lists its product as uncharacterized. The record is from RefSeq and is a predicted model, not a curated record. The transcript is spliced from 4 exons. NCBI's taxonomy places the organism in Eukaryota, Metazoa, Mollusca, Bivalvia, Venerida, Veneridae. The coding region runs from base 233 to 4261 and encodes 1342 amino acids.
UUUCAGCCUGCUGAACACAAAGAAGUAUUGAAUGUAUUUCUGGCUGUCGUACCUAAAGAUAAUGACAGAGUAAGAUGACCCCUCGCGGUAUUUAAACUUAAACUGAAUUAAAAUUGCCAAGUUUAAAGAUUUGUAAAACAGGAAUAAAUGAAGUAAACUGAUGCGACAUGUGCAACCGCACGUGGACUUAACGUUUUGGAUUACGAUGGUUGUAUAAUUUCCUGUAAAGAUCAUGGCCACUCCGUUGUAUGAUCCUAAACUAUCAGGAGCCAAAUUCAAGAAUUGGAUUAAGGCUGGAUUAGGUGUGUUAUUUACCAAAGAAGGUAUUGAGCCUUUUGUUUAUGAUGAAAUAAAACAGUUUCAGCAGAAAUGUUUGAGCGACAUUUGCAACAACAAUGGACUACCUGCUGGUACCACCUGUUCUAGUUGUUGCACAGAAAAUGUUAUUGUUUGCCCCACGAAUAGGAUUUGUAAUGCAAGACGUGGAAUAUGUAACUUCCAUAGAAAUUCCGCUACGCAAUAUCUCCCGUCUGGCUGCCCUAACAAGAUAUGUCAUAAUUUUAAAAACGAGAUCCAGCAUGCACAUCGAUAUUAUGGUCCGUCCUAUAAAAACACUGAUGCUACCCAAUGGUGUAGCAACCCAUGGGAGGUUGCUAAAUGUUUUAUGCCACCAGACGGAUACAAGGAUGCGACGAAAUCUGCAGACACAGAUUUCAAUGGGAUCAUCAGUGUUAUCCUGAACUAUGGAGCAUUUCAGUCGAAAAUUUCCAACAAGAACAAUAUCUUUGAACAGGGUAGAGAGGUAGGCAAAGAAGUUCGGCAUUGCCCACAGUUAGAGAUGGAAGAUACAGAUCUGCAACACUGUUUUAGUGUCUUACAGAAUUUGCUGUCAGAUCCUGCAUAUCUGUCUGCUAAUACCGAUGCACAGAAUGCUAAAACGAAAUUAUUACAGCUUCAAAAUGAUACCCUAGUCAUUGGUAAAGACGAUGUCCGGAAAGUGCUGGAUGAUGUUGGUAAAGUAGUUCAAGAGGAAAUAAUGACUGCAAAAGAAGAUUACAUGAAGAAUGCUAAAAGGAAAACGUUACAACUUAUUAAACUCACAAAAACAAAUGUCAGUGCAAUUGACAGACAUGGGAAAACGUCAAUGUCUCAGUUAGAGAAAGCCUACAAAUCUGCAAUGGAUGAAAUAGAAAAGCAAGCAAAGAAAUCGAUUGAAGACGUCCAGGCUGAAGGAAAAAAACAAAAAGAAGAUAUAGUUGCAGAAGGACAUACUGUGAAGAGACAGUUAGUAGAUGUGGCUGAUCAAGAAGUAAAAAGGUUGAAAACAGAGGCCACGGCUGGAAUUAAUACGAUGGAAGCGGAAGCCAAUACUCAUGUGAAAACAAUUGCAUCAGAAGGAGAAAAACAAGAAGAAGAUAUAGUGGCAGAAGGACAUACUGUUAAGGGAAAGUUAGUAGAUGUGGCUGAUCAAGAAGUUAAAAGGUUGAAAACAGAGGCCACUGCUGGAAUUAAUACGAUGGAAGCGGAAGCCAAUACUCAUGUGAAAACAAUUGCAUCAGAAGGAGAAAAACAAGAAGAAAAUAUAGUGGCAGAAGGACAUACUGUUAAGGGAAAGUUAGUAGAUGUGGCUGAUCAAGAAGUUAAAAGGUUGAAAACAGAGGCCACUGCUGGAAUUAAUACGAUGGAAGCGGAAGCCAAUACUCAUGCGAAAGCAAUUGCAUCAAAAGCUGGUGAAGUUGCAGAACAAAUAGCUGGAGCAAGAGAUGAAGUAUUAGAGCAGAUUGAGAAGACAAAAACAGAAAGCAAAGAAGAUUUAUACAACAAAUUGAAGAAUGACCUGAAGGAAGAUUUGAUAGAUCUCUACAGGAAAAUGCACCAUACCCUACCUAUGUCACCUUUAAUGGAAGAAAAUGACACGCCUCUCCUUAAGUUUUACGUCAUGCCAGACAUAGAGUCAGUGGAAAUUCAGAGGGCGCGUGGAGGUGGCAAAGAAAUUAGAUCAAAGGUUACGUCAUUGCAUGAUGUGUUCUAUAAGAAAAAUGAACCAUGUCAUGAAAUUUACCUUACUGCGGAUGCUGGGUUUGGGAAAACAGCAUUAAGUAAACGACUGGUUUUGACGUGGUGUCAAGCCAAAAAAUGUAUCCAAAAUGAAAAGAAAUACUUUAAAAAGGGAGAUAUUAGUACAAUGUCGAAAUUUGACUUUGUGUUUUUGUUGUCUUUACGUGAUUGUUCUGAAGAAUGGGACAUUGAUGAGUUGAUCAAAAAACAAAUAAUUAAUGAUCUAGCACACACUAUUUCGACUAGUGAUUUUGAAAACAUUCUUUCUAAGGAAAAAUGUCUAGUAAUUUUGGAUGGUUUGGACGAAUUCACACACGUAGCACCUGCCUGUAAACAAGGAAAAAGUGACAUUCCACACAGGAAAGCUAGGAGGAAAUGUACAAUUCUCACAACAACUAGACCGUGGAAGUUGGGCGUUAGUAAGAUACGUUCAAGUGAAUUAGAGCGAAAGUUGGAACUUAUUGGACUUAGUAAAACGUCUGCUAAAAGUUUAAAAAGGACUGUGAUCUCACUGUUAUGUGGUAAAACUGACAUAGAAAAUCACAUUCAAGACUUUGAUCGUGCUAUCAGUGAUAGAGGUAUUUCGGAUUUGGAAACUAUUCCGCUCUUACUGAUGUAUAUUUUGUGUUUGUGGUGUGAUGGAAUAGAGCUAGGAGCAUCUAGAACUGAGUUAUAUUGUCAAGUUGUUGACAUGCUUCUUAAACGAACGUUUGAAAAAUAUCCCGACAUACAGUCGCGCGAACAGUCCCAGGGUGAUAUCCCACAAUGCUUCAGUGAACAUAAACAUUGUAAGGAACACUACACAUUUCUGCAAGCUUUAGGACAAUUAGCAUUUGAAACGUUAUUCAGUGAAAACAAAGAAAGCACCCUUGUGUUUAGCCAGUCAGUGACAGAGAAAAAUCUAACCUCAGAGCGCUCAGAGUAUUUGGAAUUAAGUCUUAACUCGGGAAUAUUAACACAAAGCACAGAAAAGACACUAACAAAACAAAUCUCGAAAUUUUCGUUUUCGCACAAAACAGUGCACGAAUUUUUUUGUGCACUGUACAUUAGCUGUCAAAAUGAAAGUGAUGUCAAAAACAUUGUUCUAAACAAAUGCAAAAGUUUGCAGAGUAUUCUGGACAUGUCGACAGUGCUUAUUUUCAUCAGCGGAAUGGUGAAUACAGAAAUCAUUACUUCAGUAUCACAGGAAUUUCUUUCUGUUAUCAGUGAAGAUAAGAUAACGAGCGAAUACAGAUCCACGACUGAUUACAACCCUUUCGAGAAGCACCCUUUGAAAGACAUACAAGACAUGUACAUUUCUUGUAUGAAAGAAAACACGAGCGAUAAGGAACUCAAACUUUUCUGUCAAGAUUUUUUCUUUAGUGGAGAUUGUAAAGAAGAAAAAUACUUUUCAUAUUUAGCACAGCUCGCGGGGCACAAUAAAAACAACAUGGCGUCAAUAAAUAUCAACACAAACAGUGGUCGUAGUUUACGUGAAAUUAUUGAUUGUUGUGAAUUGCACGAACUGUUCCAGAUCAAUAAAAUAUACUACGACGGUAAAGGAGAAAACGCACAGCUUCCUGUACUGUUGGACAAGUCGCCGAAAUGUGUCACUGUUAUAUCGUCUUUUCCUGGUUCUUGGAGCCGUGAAAUGUUGGAAACAUUACAGAAUAAUUCUCUGUUACAAGCAAUUCAUAUCUGCAGUUUCAAGAUGAGUCACGAUGUACUGAAUGACUUUCUGAAUUAUAUUAUAAACAGAAAAACAAUGACGGAGAUUAGAUUGUGUCGCUUAGACUGUACCGAGCACGAGCGUUCGUGUACUUUCAGUUUAGAUUUUAGUCAGCAUUCAGAUCUAAGGAAGUUAGUAUUGGACUUUAUACCUAAAGUGUCACAAUUGAAAGUUAAUAGUCAAGUGAAACACGUGGAGUUGCGGCUUAUCAAUCUAGGUGAAAUGUCGCUGCCUCCUGAAAUGGCGAAUAUUGAAAGUGUUGUUUUGUGGGGUGUAAACAUGUCUGCUUCAACAUUGCGUGAUCUCGUUAAGGUAGUGGAGAAACUUUCACACAAAGUCACAGUAACAAUAUUCAAGUGUAAGAUAGAACCGAAAACAGAGUUUGAACACUUUAAACAAUAUAUACACUCAUCUCAGAAUUUCCGAGUUAUACCGCAGGUUUAUAGCUGGUGGUUUGUGUUUGAAACAAAAGUUGAAAGUGAUGUUACUAAAUAAACUCAGACAGAUAGUGUAAAUAUUUUGUAAACAUUCCAUUUAAAUAUGUUACACAUAUUGGACACAUGACAUAUGGCAUAUAUUUGUGUAUAUAAAUACACGCGUGUUAAAAUAGAUAUCGACAAAAAUUCUUGGAAGUGGAGGUAAAAAUGGAUGUUCCUAUAUACAAGGAUUU